ACCAUCACACAGAGAAACCAACACAGAAAGAUGGUGUCGUUGAAACUGCAGAAACGAUUAGCUGCUCAUCUUCUCAAUUGCGGAAAAGCCAAAGUCUGGUUGGAUCCUACUGAGAUCGAUCACAUUUCCAUGGCUAAUUCCAGAUUGAACGUUCGGAGGCUUAUCCAAGACGGUUUGAUUCUAAAGAAACCUCCGAAGCUCACAUCGAGAUCACGUGCUCGAGCAGCUGCGGAAGCAAGGAGAAAAGGCAGGCGCUCGGGAUACGGAAAGCGCAAGGGAACUCGAGAGGCAAGGCUGCCGUCGAAACUGCUGUGGAUGCGGCGGGUGAGGGUGCUUCGACGCCUGCUCCAUGGCUACCGAGACUCUGGCAAAGUCGACAGCCAUGUCCACCACGACUUGUACCUCAAGGUGAAGGGCAACGUGUUCCGAAACAAGCGCAUUCUGGUCGAGCACAUUCACAAGUUAAAAAAGUCGAAAGCACAUUACCAGCAAGAUCAAUUAACGGCCAUCCGAUCAACGAAGCACAAGCAUCAUUCCCUCAUUUGUUAAUCGAUGUAAUUAUUCCAAGUCAUUGAGUAUUUGUUCUAUGUUCAUACCACGAAUGAUUGUAAUUUACAACAAAAUAAAAGCAUGAUUUACCGUUUUGGCA
Molecule: messenger RNA, 649 nt
Organism: Andrographis paniculata
Lineage: Eukaryota; Viridiplantae; Streptophyta; Magnoliopsida; Lamiales; Acanthaceae
Product: 60S ribosomal protein L19-2-like
Exons: 2
Coding region: 31-549 (172 amino acids)
Biological process (GO): translation
Cellular component (GO): ribosome; cytosolic large ribosomal subunit
Molecular function (GO): structural constituent of ribosome; RNA binding
Source: RefSeq, a predicted model, not a curated record